This is a messenger RNA of Ziziphus jujuba (common jujube), 2017 nucleotides long. RefSeq lists its product as uncharacterized. The transcript has 14 exons. Gene Ontology annotation, cellular component: GPI-anchor transamidase complex; membrane. Gene Ontology annotation, biological process: protein localization to cell surface; attachment of GPI anchor to protein. Lineage: Eukaryota; Viridiplantae; Streptophyta; Magnoliopsida; Rosales; Rhamnaceae. The record is from RefSeq and is a predicted model, not a curated record. Bases 163 to 1593 code for a protein of 476 amino acids.
AAAUAAUGACAGUACAAGCAACAACAACAAUACGAACCGUUUUGGUGCUCGGAAAUCACAUCCUCCUCCUCCCCCCCACCUCUCUGGUUUUGGUGAAACGCUGACCGAGCGCCACUGCUGGCUCUGUUCUCUGGAAUCACAGAGCAUCACAGAAAGAAGAAAAUGGCGAAGAAGAAGAAAGAAGGAAGCUUUUGGAUAUGGGUAACAGCAUCGAUCAUCUUCAGGCUCAUUCUCAUAUAUUUCCCAAGCAAUCUCAAUCUCUCUUCUCGCCCUGAAGUCUCUACUCCUCUCACAAGCCUUCGUCGCCUGGCUGAAGGGUACUGGUUAAAGCAGUCAUCAGUGUCUCCUUAUGCAGGAUCUAUGUACCACGGUUCUCCUUUAUUGCUAGCUGUUCUUGGGCCACUCACAAUCAAAAGCAUUGAAGGGCAGCCCAACAAUCUUUUAUACAGUUUGGUAUUUGUGAUUGCAGAUUUUAUAAAUGCAUUACUUAUUCGAGCUAUUGGGCAGAAGCUUCAAAUUACAUAUAGCAGGAGCUUGAAAUCACUAGAUCUUGAUACAGUUUCAAAAAGCUCAGCAUUUAUGUUGGUUGCAGCAGCUCUUCCCUCUCGAGAUAUUGCUGCCCUCAUUUACUUGUGGAAUCCAUUCACAAUAGUUGCGUGUGUCGGCUUGUCAACAUCCCCAAUUGAAAACCUCGCAAUCUUGUUGUCCAUUUAUGGAGCAUGUUCAAGAAUAGUUCCACUGGCAGCUUUUGGCUGGGUCAUGGCAACACAUCUGUCUCUUUACCCAGUGAUUCUAAUUGUUCCAGUGAUUCUUUUAUUAGGAUAUGGUACAGAUACUCCGCCUAGAAAGUUGUUGCUACAAAGGAGAGGUGGUAAACUUGAAGAUAACCCCUCAAAUGAUAGUGAUUUUCAUCAAGGGCAAGCAAUGAAAGAACCAGAACUAGCCAUUGUGUUCUCUUGGAGACCCGUCAAUCUUUUCUUAUUGUGGAUUAUUAUAUGGUCACUCUAUGUUUUAGUUCUAUGUGGCAUAUAUGUUAAACAGUAUGGUGGUCUUAAUGAGAUGUUUAAAAGCACGUAUGGGUUCAUCCUCACCAUGCAAGAUUUAUCUCCAAAUAUAGGUGUAUUAUGGUACUUCUUUGCAGAAGUUUUUGAUUUUUUCAGAAAUUUUUUUCUGAUUGUCUUCCACUUGAAUAUUAUAUUUAUGAUAUUCCCAUUGGCUAUACGGCUGAACCACCGCCCUUGCUUUCUCGCAUUUGUGUACAUCACAAUCUCUUCAAUGCUCAAGUCUUAUCCUUCUGUGGGAGAUUCAGCUCUAUCAUUGGGUUUGUUAGGAUUGUUUGUUAAUGAACUAGCAGAAAUGCAGUUCUCCUUCUUCAUCUUCUGUGUUUAUGUUGGGGUUUCCCUCCUUAGCCCUGUGAUGCACAACCUAUGGAUAUGGAGGGGAACUGGAAAUGCAAAUUUCUACUAUGCAACCGCCAUGGCUUACGCCUGCUUGCAGAUUAUUUUGGUGGUUGAGAGUGUAAGUGCAAUGCUCAAUCAUGAUAGGAAGCUAAGAAAGCUCUCUUCUGCAAAGCUUCAGAACGUCAAAUCUUGAGGACUUUGUGCAGCCAUACAAGUUUGCUCUGAUUAUUUUGGCUACGCUUAAUUGUUAAAAGUUCUACAGCUCCAAAUACGCAGUUAUGUGCUGCCUAUGGCAUUCUCUGACUAAAACACUCACAGUCGUUCAAGUUUGAAAGCCAUUAUACGGUUGUUUGGAAGGUCUACAUUCUCUGAAAUUCUUUCUCGAUCAGCCGUUGGCUCUGCUUUCUCAAUCAGCUUUUGGCAAAACUUUUUUAAGUUAAAAUUCAGAGAAUCUGUAAUGACUAGUUAACUAACUGUGCCUCAGUAUUUUUCGUUGCAACUCAGUAUACUGGUCUAGAGAGGGAGUGACAGUGAGAAGAGAGAGAGAACCGAGUAAAUAUUGUAGUACACUGGAUGUCAGAUUUAUAGCAAAGAUGAUUGAUACAGUUUUCCAUUUC